Messenger RNA from Myotis myotis, 1236 nucleotides. RefSeq names its product defective in cullin neddylation 1 domain containing 5 (gene DCUN1D5). Gene Ontology annotation, molecular function: cullin family protein binding; ubiquitin conjugating enzyme binding; ubiquitin-like protein binding. The coding region runs from base 348 to 941 and encodes 197 amino acids. The transcript is spliced from 9 exons. Gene Ontology annotation, cellular component: ubiquitin ligase complex. The record is from RefSeq and is a predicted model, not a curated record. Lineage: Eukaryota; Metazoa; Chordata; Mammalia; Chiroptera; Vespertilionidae. Gene Ontology annotation, biological process: positive regulation of ubiquitin-protein transferase activity; protein neddylation.
ACUGGCGGCACCCAGCGGAGAAGCGAGCCGUGCGGCCGUCGCCAGAGCUCAGCCGCGCCGCCCGCGCUCCAGUUCGCCGUGUGGAGACGCGGGGCCCCGCAGGUCGUGGCGGAUGGCCCGAGGCACUUGCAGCCGGUCCGGUCCGGGCAUGGAGGGCACGCUGGGCAAGGGCAAGUUCGCCGUGGUGAAGCUGGGGCGGCACCGGCUCACCGAGACGCAGGAUGCAGGUGGCGAUAAUUAUAGAUAAAUCUCAGCUGGAUGCAGUGAAUCUUGAGAAAACCUACUGAGAAGCACAAAUAAUGAUAAUGUGAGACCAUCCUCACAUGAUCAGACUUUAUCAGUAGGUAAUGGGGACCAAAAACAUGUAUCUUGUGACAGAAUAUGCCAAAAGUGGAGAAAUUUUUGGUCCUGAUGAAGUUGUAGGGCCAGAAGGAAUGGAAAAGUUUUGUGAAGACAUUGGUGUUGAACCUGAAAAUAUUAUUAUGUUAGUUUUAGCGUGGAAAUUGGAGGCUGAAAGCAUGGGAUUUUUUACCAAGGAAGAAUGGUUAAAGGGCAUGACUUCGUUACAGUGUGACUGCACAGAAAAAUUACAGAACAAAUUUGACUUUUUGCGCUCACAGUUGAACGAUAUUUCUUCGUUUAAGAAUAUCUACAGAUAUGCCUUUGAUUUUGCAAGGGAUAAAGAUCAGAGAAGCCUUGACAUUGAUACUGCUAAAUCUAUGUUAGCUCUUCUGCUUGGGAGGACAUGGCCACUGUUUUCAGUAUUUUACCAGUACCUGGAGCAAUCAAAGUAUCGUGUUAUGAAUAAAGAUCAGUGGUACAAUGUAUUAGAAUUCAGCAGAACAGUCCAUGCUGAUCUUAGUAACUAUGAUGAAGAUGGUGCUUGGCCUGUUCUUCUUGAUGAAUUUGUUGAGUGGCAAAAAGUCCGUCAAAUAUCAUAGCAAGAACUAUUGUGAAGAAAAUGCAAACCUUUUGAUUCCUACGUGCAUACAAGCUAAUGAGCUGAGGAAAAAAAAUCCAAGGGUGCAUUUUUAUUCAUAUGAAAGACUUCUCAUAGUAUUUUUUUUCUUUUCUUUUUCUUUUUUUAAAGGAAGUUUUCUUGUUAUAUGUGAUGGGCCUUGUGCCACACCUCUUCUAAGACUGAAUAUUGGAGUUUUUGUUUUGAGUUAUGUUGAUAACAUUUAUUUCAGAACAAUAAAGAUUCAGAUUUGUGAUAAAGGCCUUAAAAUGAAGAUG